UAUUGACAACACGCGGGCAUGAGGUUCGCGAAAUUGGUGUUAAAUUGAAGUGGUUUUUUGUUAAAUUUCGUCGUAUCGUAAUCAUCUGAAUAUGGGUAGAAAGGAAGAAUCAGAACUGCAAACACAUUUGCAGCAAAUCAAUGAUGACAUCGAGUUCUAUCUGGAGCUAUUCCGAAUACCGGAAUCUAAGAAAGAUGAUAGCGACCUCGAGGAAUUUUUGUUGGACACAGACAAGGAAGUGAAACCUCUCCAGUUUGGUGCGAACAAACCAGCCAAUACGGCCGAGGAACUGGCGGCCCGGGUAGAUGUUAUGAAGAACAAGAUCACUGCCAAAUCACUGGCUCGCAAAGGCAAACAAAUCACCGAUAGUGGGAAGUUGGAACGUAAAAAGCUAAAAAAGGAGCAAACCCUUAAACGCAAGCUGCUAAAGAUUGGCAUGAUGACCGCGAAGAAGGAGGAACAGCGUUCCAAGAUGCUGGAUCACAAGCCGCUCGUUGUGAAGCAGGAGAAAAAACUAGACCCAACCUUCAAUCCCGAGGGUAAAAUAGUGUUCUCCAAAUUCCAGCUCGACGAGAAUGACAAGCCCAAGAAGGGUAUCGAAACGGAUAAGAAGAAACUGCUGAAAAAAGUUAUUCAAAACAAGAAACAUCUGACCGAGCUCAAAGAAUCCGGCGAUAUUGAAAAGUACGCCGAAGUGAAGAAGAAACAGGCAUGGGAAAAGGCCAUGGCUAAAACUGAAGGACAGAAGGUGCGCGACGAUCCGGCGCUGCUGGCGAAGAAAGUAGAGCUGCGCAAGAAGCAAAUUAAAAAGUCCAAAGAGGCGUGGAAGGAACGUAAUGAGAAGGUCGAACAGCAGAAGAUCCAGCGACAGAAGCAACGAACGACCAAUAUUAAAGAGCGCGCGUCUCAGAAGAAAAACAAGAAGCUACAAAAGCUGGCCAAAAAGGGUCGUAUCAUACCAGGAUUUUAGAAAUAUAAAAAAGUUCAAUUUUUCAAGGCAAAAAAACUAUCUUUCGCCAGA
Molecule: messenger RNA, 1021 nt
Organism: Anopheles coustani
Lineage: Eukaryota; Metazoa; Arthropoda; Insecta; Diptera; Culicidae
Gene: Surf6
Product: surfeit locus protein 6 homolog
Exons: 4
Coding region: 92-970 (292 amino acids)
Biological process (GO): ribosomal large subunit biogenesis; ribosomal small subunit biogenesis
Cellular component (GO): nucleolus
Molecular function (GO): RNA binding; DNA binding
Source: RefSeq, a predicted model, not a curated record